Messenger RNA from Andrographis paniculata, 1995 nucleotides. Its product is annotated as aldehyde oxidase GLOX-like. Lineage: Eukaryota; Viridiplantae; Streptophyta; Magnoliopsida; Lamiales; Acanthaceae. The transcript has a single exon. Bases 1 to 1863 code for a protein of 620 amino acids. The record is from RefSeq and is a predicted model, not a curated record.
AUGGCUUCCAUGAUUUGGUGUUCUCUCCUCUUUCUCAUUGUUGUUCUCUCACUCGUCGGUCCCAGCUCGAGCCGGGCCUACAACCGCCACCGCCACUACCACCACCACCACCGCCGUCAUCAGGAGUUCACCCUGCUGCCUCCGGGAACUUUCUCGUCCGCAGCCUCGCCGGCAAGGUUUGAGCCAUUCGUCUCACCCUCGAUUUUCGAUUAUGAUGCGUUCCCGCCACACUACACCGCGGACGAGCACGCCACCGGUAGCAUCUCCAGCGGCGGACAAUGGAUGCUCUUGCAGGAUAGCAUUGGCGUCUCCGCCAUGCAUAUGCAACUGCUUUACAACAACAAAGUGGUAAUCUUCGACCGUACGGAUUUUGGGCCAUCGAAGCUGACACUGCCCGCCGGGAAAUGUAGAUUCAAUGACGAUGCCCUUCCGGUCGAUUGCACGGGUCAUUCGCUUCUUUACGACGUCGUUUCCAACUCCUACCGCCCGCUCAUGGUCCAAACCGACGUCUGGUGCUCGUCCGGAUCCCUCGACCCCCAAGGAACCCUAAUUCAAACCGGCGGGUAUCACGCCGGCGACCGGAAAAUCAGGCUUUUUUCGCCGUGCGAUUUAGAAGAAUGCGAUUGGACUGAGCUCGAUCAGAACUUAACCGUUCAGAGAUGGUACGCCUCCGAUCAUGUUCUACCAGACGGACGCGUGAUCAUCGUCGGCGGGCGAAGGGCCUUUAGCUACGAAUUUUUCCCCAAAACUGGCGCGUUCAACGACACCGUCUUCUACUUCCCGUUCCUGAGAGAAACCACCGAUCCGAUAGAAGAGAACAAUCUCUACCCAUUCUUGUACCUCUUGCCCGACGGCAAUAUCUUCAUUUUCGCGAACCAAAGAUCCGCGGUACUGGAUUACAAGAACGACAGAAUUCUCAGGGAAUUCCCACCGAUUCCGUGCGACAAAAGAUCGUAUCCGGCGACCGGAUCGUCGGUGAUGCUACCGCUGAAGCUCAUCGCCGGCGUUGGAUACGCCUUUCCGGAGGUGGAAGUGAUGAUCUGCGGCGGAGCCAAGGGCGGGGCUUACGUGAAGGCGCUAAGAGGGUUGUACGAACCAGCUUCUAGAAGUUGCGGGAGGAUCCGGGUCACGGGCGCCAACCCGAGAUGGGAGAUGGAGGAGAUGCCGAUGGGUCGGGUGAUGCCCGACAUGCUACUCCUGCCGACGGGCGACGUCAUCAUCCUGAACGGAGCGGCGAGAGGGACCGCCGGCUGGGAAUGCGCGGCCGACCCGGUGCUGAACCCGGUUUUGUAUAGACCGGGGGAGAGGGAGCCGGGCGGGGGCGGGAGAUUCAGUUUGCUCAACCCCAGCAGUAUCGCCCGAAUGUACCACUCCUCCGCCAUCCUGCUGCCAGAUGGCAGAGUGCUAGUGGGCGGGAGCAACCCCCACACAAUGUACAACUUCACAGGCGUGGAGUACCCCACGGAGCUGAGCCUGGAAGCGUUCUCCCCGCCGUACCUGGCGUCGGAUCUGGCAAAUCUCCGGCCGUCGGUGCUGACGAUGGAAGGUCCGGCGGGGGGGCAUGAGGUGUCGUACGGGCAGCAAUUCGCCAUCACUUUCAGCUUGGGGCUACAUAUGCAGCCGCGUCCCUGGGGGGAGUUCACGGUGACGAUGGCGGCUCCGUCGUUCACGACGCACUCAUUCGCCAUGAACCAGAGGCUUCUGGUGCUGUACGUUCUGGAUCAGCAUCAGCUCUCCACAUUCGCCUACAAGGUCACGGUCUACGCGCCGCCCAACCCCAACAUUGCGCCGCCGGGUUACUACAUGCUCUUUGUUGUGCAUCACGGCGUGCCCAGUCAUGGUGUUUGGAUCAGAAUUAAAUAAAUAAUAGUAACAUCUGUAGCACUUGCAUGUGCUCUCUCUAUCUUGUCAAUUUCCGUUUCCACAUUUAUGGUUGCUUCUUGUCUGCCUUAGAAUUGUUCCGUGAAAUUCAAUAAAAAAAAAAAGAAAAAAAAA